This is a messenger RNA of Ochlerotatus camptorhynchus, 2272 nucleotides long. RefSeq names its product CLIP domain-containing serine protease B9. NCBI's taxonomy places the organism in Eukaryota, Metazoa, Arthropoda, Insecta, Diptera, Culicidae. Gene Ontology annotation, biological process: proteolysis. Gene Ontology annotation, molecular function: serine-type endopeptidase activity. The record is from RefSeq and is a predicted model, not a curated record. The transcript is spliced from 5 exons. Bases 439 to 2121 code for a protein of 560 amino acids.
AAAACAGUCGCAAAUCGAUCGCGUUACGAGUCGCAGUGCGCAUGUUCGGGGUUCCAAGUCCGUCGAGUCCGUCGUUCAAGUGAGGGUAAUUCUCUCGAAAUCACCACGAAUCACGCGUUCAGUUCAACUGACAAAAAAAAUCGCAGCCGAUCGCCAUCCUCUCGGUUUGGCGUUGAGUGAAUGUUGGUUCCAGUUUGAAAAGUUUUUGGAAGGCAGACCAAAUUUCUUGUGACCGGUGAUCUGGAAAAUCGGAUUAAUUAACUUAAUUACGUGCGAGGAAAAUCAAAAUUGCCGCAGUGUCCGCCAUUAUACCUGGCGUUGUUUUUCGCAGUGCAAAACCUGAAGAAAAUUGGGUGCCCGUGAUCGAAUCAAAUCUCCAUCGUUCGGUACCGGAGUUUCGCAACAUAACCUUAGAGCAGCAGCAUUGCACCGGAAGGAAUGGUGCUACACGAGCAGAUCAUAGUAGCCACCGUGGUUGCUACGAUACUAGUGACCUGCACUGGCGGUGUUUUGGCCGAACCAUGGAAACCGCUGGAGGAUCACGACAGCGGGGGAACAGCCCUACUCGAUCACUACUUCGUUCACCAUUUUGACCAAGAAGAACCGGACUCGGAACCGGCUCCCUCCUACGCACUGCGGGCCCUAUCGAUCAACUGUGAGUGCGUGAAGCUGAGGCAUUGUCCCAAAAUCCUGGAGAUGCUGAGAACGCCCAAGUCCAGUUAUAGCAGCUUCAAUUCCAAGCUGAAAAGACUAACUUGCGGGUAUAGUAUGGGUCGUGAACCGAACAUCUGCUGCCCCUUGGACGACAGUUGGCUAGCGGACGAGGCAGAAUCAAGCAGUUCGCAACCCGGACCCAGUUUCGGAGAUCGUAGGAACUCCUUUGGAGACCCGGGCAAUCUGAAAUACUUGCAAAAUGGGCCAAAUCAAUUUGAAUUUUCAAAUAGCCGAAAUACGGCGAAAAACAACUUCAUCACUUCGUUCGAAGAUCCAAAGACCAUGAAGAACUGCCCACCGGUGAUCUCUCAGGAGGAUGAAUUCAAGCGACCCACGACGAAGGUCUAUGUGGCGCCAGCUAUUCGUCGGAGAACUACUACCACUCCUUCCCCUCCUCCUCCUCCUCCUCGUCGCACAACUACCACCACAACCACCACGACUACCACUACAAGGGCACCACUAAGAUCAGUUUUUGGUGAUACCAGGACCGGUGAUGAAGUGAUCACCAUUGAACCGGUGACCAGUUUUCCGGUGGUUGACGCUACGGAUCGUCUGGUGGCCACCGUACCGCCACCGAUCAUCAACGAUGCACUGUGUGGAUUGUCCGUAAAUACUCGGAUCAUUGGCGGAGAGACGGAAAUUCCCGGACAGUUCCCCUGGAUGGCACGAUUGGCCUACCGAAAUCGAACCUCAGGCCGAGUGACUUAUCGUUGCGCGGGAUCUCUCGUCACCAACCGACAUGUGAUCACGGUUGCACACUGCGUGACCAACUUGAUCGACGAGUUAGAAUUACUGAGCGUACGGCUAGGUGAUCUUGAGUGUAAUUCGGUAACGGACAAUCGGUGCAACUCACGCUACCAGGAUUUUGCGAUCGAGCGCUUGAUACCGCACGAGAACUACGACACUCCGAAGUAUGCCAACGACAUUGCUCUGGUUAAACUGCUGCAAACAACUGAAACCUACAACAUCUUGAGUCCGCUUUGUCUACCGAUGGAUCAGUACUGGAGCUACGGAAGAAACCUAACCGGAAGGAUGGGCAUCAUUGCCGGAUGGGGUUCCACCAGCAAUCGAAACAACUCCCCGAGUCCAACGCUCCAGUGGCUCCGUCUUCCGAUCGUGGACACAAUGCAGUGCGCCACGUCGUACGCCCGCUACAGUGUCAACUCGCGCAACCCUAUCAUCGUUUCCGGCAACCAAAUGUGCGUCCAAGGCCAGGAGAACAUGGACGCCUGCCAGGGUGACUCGGGAGGGCCACUCAUGAACGAAGCCAUCUCCAGCCGGGACCGGUUCGUCCUGCUCGGUCUAGUCUCGUUUGGGCCUCGUACCUGCGGUGUGUCCAACUUUCCCGGGGUGUACACCCGGAUCUCGUCCUACAUCGGUUGGAUCCAGCGGCAGGUAGAGCUGUAACGUCGCGAUCGUUCGCUCUUAGUCUCUAGUGUAGUAACCAAAUUGUAAAUAGCUCAUUUUUCAAUUCGAACGAAAGAUUAUUGCCGCUAGGGUAAUCAAUUGAAAUCAGAAAUAAAAUCGAAACGUGACUGAAGUAAAUGUAUGAAAACGA